Messenger RNA from Lichtheimia ornata, 798 nucleotides. Its product is annotated as pheromone receptor transcription factor. The coding region runs from base 1 to 798 and encodes 265 amino acids. Lineage: Eukaryota; Fungi; Mucoromycota; Mucoromycetes; Mucorales; Lichtheimiaceae. Gene Ontology annotation, biological process: positive regulation of transcription by RNA polymerase II. The transcript has 3 exons. The record is from RefSeq and is a predicted model, not a curated record. Gene Ontology annotation, molecular function: RNA polymerase II cis-regulatory region sequence-specific DNA binding; protein dimerization activity; DNA-binding transcription factor activity, RNA polymerase II-specific.
AUGCAACAACCAUCCAAUUAUUAUCAACACCAACAAGCUUUGCUACUUGCACAACAACAACAGCAACAGCAACAACAGCAACAGCAACAGCAGCAACAUCAACAACUACAAGAGGCUGCAGUCGCUGCCGCCGCUGCAGCUGCAGCUGCUGCCGAUGCUGAUACUGCACGUAGUAACAACAGCGGUGGUGGUAGCAGUAGCAAUAAUACCAACAUUUCCUCAGCAGCAACCCAACACAGUCUUGAUGAUGCAGAUGACUCGGAUGAUGACCAAGGAAGCAAACCUGGCAACAAACGUAGUGGACGACGUAAAAUCAAGAUUGAAUACAUUGAAGACAAAUCUCGACGCCAUAUUACUUUUUCCAAGCGUAAAGCUGGCAUCAUGAAAAAGGCAUAUGAAUUAAGCACGUUGACAGGAACCCAAGUUUUGUUACUCGUGGUAUCAGAAACAGGCCUUGUGUAUACCUUUACAACACCAAAGUUACAACCCCUUGUCACCAAACCUGAAGGAAAGAAUCUUAUUCAAUCAUGUUUGAAUGCACCGGAUAUCACCACUCCAGAAGCAAACACUGGUUCAGAGUCCCGGUUGGGUAACAAGAUGCCAACUACAACAGCUGGAGGAGGAGCAGACACUCGAGCUUAUGGAGGAUUAGCAGCAGCAGCAGCAAGCAGCACAGCAGCAUCAUCAGCAACAGCAUCUUCAUCGUUUGGUAAUCUACCUUACCCUGCAUACUUGCAACAACAACAACAGCAACAGCAACCUCCUCCAUCCGCAGAUUCGGGUGGUCUUCCAAGAUGA